GGUGAGUGCACCUUGAUGGGAGCAGAAAGGCCCCGUAGGAGCCUUGGAGGCCUCGGAGGAACUACCCGCGGAGAUCCGCUCCCGGAAAGGUUCCGGGACCACGCGGCGAGGAGCACGUGAACGGCGCAGCUUGGCUAUAAAAACCCCCGCUCAGGCGCGCGUGGGGAGCAAGCGGAGCGGCAGGACGCUGCCACCUGCGCCAGGAGAGAUAGGGAUGAAGCGAUCGUCCCUCCAGGACGCCAGAGACAAUCUGGAGACUUGAUGCUUCAAACUCUCCGCGUCUGGCUUGGGGUUGUGUGUGCGUCGAACUUUGAGGCUGGAUUCCCUGCACUUGGGCAGAGACGCGCAGACGCCCGCGCGUGUGGAUUCCCGAAAAUUCUCAGGGCUUGUGUGACCUUUAGGAGAGUUGGAGGGGGCGUAGUAGAAAUCUCAGGCUAAUUGACUUCUUGUCCUCCACCACUGAGGCAGCCAGUAGCCCUCGGCUGUCCACAGAGGAGCCAGGGAGGCCCCUGCGCACCCCCGAGGCCCCCGCGCCCAAGCCCCGGCCGUCCUCUAAGCCGCAAGUUAUUUCUGCGCCCGAGAGAGGCGGGCUGGGAUAAAGUCGGGACGCCGUCUCGUACAUAAAGUUUCAUCUGCUCUCCUCGCUCGCACGAUCCCCGCCGCCUGGCGGCCCCCUCCUCCCACGGCGGGCGCGGGCGGGGAGAUGGCCGCCGGCGCUUCCCGGCGCAAACGGGCGCUGCGCGCGUAGCCGCCGCCACGCUGACCUCCCGCUCCGGCUGGCUGCUGCUCUGAGCCCUAGCAGCGGGCGAAGGCGGAGGCCCAGAGGGGCAGGAGACCGCCGCGAAAGGGGCCCGAGGGUCCGUAUGGCUGCUCCUCGCCGGUGGGUGCUGUGCGCCACGGAGCUCGCCAGCGGCGCUUCGGGCUCGGAACGGCUCUGAGCCGCGCCGCCUGCUGAGAUCUACGCGGCCGUUCCGUGGAGCCGCGGGCAGGAACCCCAGGAGCAGGAGGUGGCGGCGGCGGCAGUGGCUGUUCCUCCCAGAGGGCGAUGUGGCCGGCCGGCGCGGGCACCAAGCUGCCCUGUCCCCGAGACUCUGCGCUCCGGCGGGCGGCUUUCUCUGGGAAUCUCACGGCCCUGCCCUCUCACCUCGUGCCCGCCGGCCGCAGCGUCCGAGUCUUCAUCAGCGCCAACCCUGAAGAUACGGGAGCAGAAAGACAGGCACUAAGAGAAAAUGUGUAUCCUAAACUGAGAGAAUUCUGCAGAGAAAACUAUGGAUUGGAAUUUCAGGUCAUAGAUCUGUACUGGGGAGUGGAAGAAGAUGACUGGGACAGCCCAGAGCUCCAGAAGACCCGCAUGAAGCUGCUGGAGGAUUGCUUGAAAACUUCUGCAGGUCCAUGUUUUGUUGUGGGUAUAAAAAAACUAAUGCUUCAUAUUAACUUUUAGAUGAAUGUGAGAAUUAUUGCUGAUUUGUGAUUCAUAAGGGGCUUUUUAAA
This is a messenger RNA of Nomascus leucogenys (northern white-cheeked gibbon), 1491 nucleotides long. RefSeq names its product NACHT and WD repeat domain-containing protein 2-like. The record is from RefSeq and is a predicted model, not a curated record. The coding region runs from base 1046 to 1441 and encodes 131 amino acids. Lineage: Eukaryota; Metazoa; Chordata; Mammalia; Primates; Hylobatidae. The transcript has 3 exons.